CCCACUACUUCCUCUCACGUAGUUGGAAAAAUGUAUAGAUUUCUUUAAGGUAUUGUUUCAUCAAAAUUGAUAUUACUGCUAUGCUGGUGUAAUGCCAAAUGUUAUGAGUAACUUAAGGGUGGUUUAAAAACUACAGUUACGCAACACAAGAACCGGAAAAGAAAGUAUGAACUCCGAACUUCGGCCAAUGAAAGAGAAUGUAGUGUGCCGGGGGGCGCAGGGUGUCGGAGCUGCUGUUUCAGAUGGUUCGCAGGCAUGAAGGAGCACUGACUGAAGAAAGAUGAACGCCAAGAGAAGAGGAGGGAAGCCAAACAGAGGAGGAGGGAGGUUUAACAAGCCCAGAGGAGGCGGAGGUGGCGGAGGUGGAAGCCGGAAGGGAGGAGGAGCCGGUCGCUGGGAUGACGACGACGAUGAUUUCAGCCUCGAUUUUGGACCCUCUCGCUCCAGCAGACCUGGACAAGGACGAGGCGGCAUCGGUGGUGCCGGUGGCGGGCGUGGAAGGGGGAGAGAUGCGGGACGAGGACGGGGAUUUAAUGAUCGCCAAAGGGACUCGAAGGGCGACAGGAAGCCCCUCCCCAGGUCCCUUGUGAGCACCAGGGUCCCUCUGAAAGCAGGCGACGGCAGCAGGCCCGAGGCGAGCAGCAUGCCCUUGCAGAGGAUCUUCAUGACCAAUGAGAACCAAGAGCAGCUCAAGGAGUUGCUGCGGGAGCUGCAGACGCAGGAUUUUGACGAGCCUUAUGACAGGGAGUCUGGCUCUGAUUAUUCACAUGAAGAGGGGGAGGAAUAUGAUGAGUUGGAUCCCCGUGAGGAAGGUCAGUUUUGGGUCACUAACGAUGAGCCUGUGGAGCGAGAUGAGAGCCCUGCUUAUUACCCAGAGGAGGAAGAGGAAGAGGAGGAAGACAAGGAGCGGCCCACACCUGAACCCCUUAUCUCCUUAUUUGCUGUUGGGAAGCUCUGCAGAUAUGGCUUCGACAGGGAGAGAAGCAAACAGGCUCUGGAGUCCGGCGGAGGAGAAUUCGGGUCGACUUUAGAGCAUCUCCUCCUCCAGGUCUUCAGCGAACGCUAUGGACAGAAAGCGGUUUCCCCCGAUGGCCUCCAGGGGGUGCCGAUGGACGAAUGCCUGAGCCAGCGUCAGGAGGAAGCCCUAGCGUUGGCUGCCAUUUUUGGCGACCGUUUCUACGAGCGCAUCGCCAAUGCCGUGUGGACGGUGUCUCUGGACGUCCCCUUCCUUUCUGACAAACCGGCCCGAAACGGAGGCGAUGCCGCGGGCAAAAACAGCCGCAACGUUUGUAAAUUCUACCUCAAAGACCGCGGCUGCCGCUUCGGCGACAAAUGCCGGUUCAGACACGAGCUUCCGGGUAGAGAGAAGUCCGGGGCGGGUUCCUUGGACCCAAAAGGGCCAAGCCAGCCCGGCUUCACCAGCUACUCUCCUCCUGAGUAUGAGCUGGAGGUCCGCUUCCCAAAGGGAAACCGUUACCCUCACCAGGCGCCGAUAGUUGCCUUCAGCACCAACGACGAGUCGGUAGCAGCCGCGGGGAGACUCGGUGUCACCGAGAAGCUGUUUGGAGAAGCACUAGCUGCGGCGAAGAGCGGCGAGCCCGUCGUUUACACCCUGAUCACCCUCUGCGAGGACGAGCUCAGUAUGAAGGAGCUUCUGGCCGUCGGGCAUCACAAGUACAGCACGCCGCCUCCUGUGGUGGCACCACAACCGAAUCCUCUCGGCAUCGCAAAGAGCAGAACCAGCAGCACGAACAGCAGGAGGGCCGCUCCACCAGCAACCCAGAAACCCGCAGAAAUAAAAGCGACUGGAGAGGCUGAGGAGCCUGAGGAGGAGGCAGAGGUGGAGGCAGAGGUGGAGGUGGAAGCCGUCCCAGUGGAGGCUGAGAGCUACGUCAACCUGAGGAAGAAGAUGGAGAGCAAGCACAGUCAGAAAACUGAGAACCUCCUGCAAGAAAACGGCAAGCUGUGUCGAGACUUCCAGAGAAAACGGUCUUCCCGGCGCUUUAAGUCUAUGCUGGAGCAGAGGAGGAACCUCCCGGCUUGGCAGGAGAAAGAGAACAUCCUGGAUGAGUUGGACAGCUGUCAGGUUCUGGUGAUCAGCGGGAUGACCGGGUGUGGUAAGACCACUCAGAUUCCUCAGUUCAUCCUGGACGCCUCUCUGGCCGGUCCCGCCGGACAGGUGGCCAACAUCAUCUGCACCCAGCCUCGGCGGAUUUCUGCCAUCUCUGUGGCUCAGAGAGUCGCACAGGAGCGGGCCGAGUGUCUGGGGAACUCGGUGGGCUACCAGAUCCGCCUGGAGAGCGUCAGGACGUCGGCCACCCGGCUGCUGUACUGCACCACAGGCGUUCUGCUCAGAAGACUGGAGGGCGACGCAGACCUCAGAGGAGUCUCGCACGUUAUUGUGGAUGAGGUGCAUGAGCGGACAGAGGAGAGCGAUUUCCUGCUGUUGGUGCUUAAGGACCUUAUUACAAAGAGGCAAGACCUGAAGAUUAUUCUAAUGAGUGCCACUCUCAAUGCCAACCUCUUCUCUGAGUAUUUCUACGACUGUCCUACUAUCCAUAUACCCGGUCGUACAUUCCCUGUUGAUCAGUUUUUCCUUGAAGAUGCCGUUGCUAAAACUGGCUACGUCAUAGAAGACGGCAGCCCUUACUUGCGCUCAGGAAAGCAGAACUCGUCUUCCGCAAGCGGCCAAAGAGUUACGAGGGACGACUUGGGCGACGACGUGUGGAACUUCAUGUCUUUCUGCAAGAAAGAUUUUGUCAAAGACUCGACCCCAGACCAGCAGCUCAGCCUGCAGGAACUCACCAUUAGAUACAAAGACACAAAGAAAUCUGUCCUUAAAACUAUUGCUGCCAUGGACCUGGACAAGAUCAACAUGGACUUGGUGGAGAGCCUGCUGGAGUGGAUAGUGGACGGACAACACAACUACCCACCAGGUGCUGUGUUGGUGUUUAUGCCAGGCCUUGCUGAGAUUAAAAUGCUUUAUGAGCAGCUGCAGUCCAACAGAAUAUUCAACAACAGACGCACCACCAGAUGCGUGGUCUACCCCCUCCACUCCACCCUGUCCAACGAGGAGCAGCAGGCAGUCUUCAGCCGCCCCCCCGAGGGCGUCACCAAGAUCAUCAUCUCCACCAACAUCGCGGAGACCUCGGUAACCAUCGACGACGUGGUUUAUGUCGUCGACUCUGGAAAGAUGAAGGAAAAGAGGUACGAUGCUUCCAAGAGCAUGGAGAGCCUGGAGGACUCGUGGGUGUCCCGGGCCAACGCGCUGCAGAGGAAAGGUCGAGCGGGCCGAGUGGCCUCGGGGGUUUGCUUCCACCUCUUCACCAGCCACUGCUUCCGCCAUCAGCUGGCCGAGCAGCAGCUGCCCGAGAUCCAGAGAGUUCCCCUGGAGCAGCUCUGCCUGCGAAUUAAGAUCCUGGACUUGUUCGCCGAGCAGCAGCUGGAGUCCGUCUUCUCUCGGCUCAUCGAGCCGCCGGCCGAGGGGAGCCAGGACGCCGCCAGGCAGCGCCUCCAAGACCUGGGAGCUCUGACCCCGGAUGAGAAGCUGACCCCACUGGGCUACCACCUGGCCUGCCUGCCCGUCGACGUGCGCAUCGGGAAACUCAUGCUGUUCGGCGCCAUCUUCCGCUGCCUCGACCCGGCGCUCACCAUCGCAGCCAGUCUGGCCUUUAAAUCACCGUUUGUGUCACCAUGGGAUAAGAGAGAGGAAGCCAGUGAGAAGAAACUUGGCUUUGCUGUGGCCAACAGUGACCAUCUGGCUUUGUUACAGGCAUACAAGGGUUGGUGCUGCGCUGCAAAGAGCGGUAACCAGGCCGGCUUCCGCUACUGUAGGGAGAACUUCCUGUCCUGGCGCAGUUUGCAGGAAAUCGCCAGCCUGAAGAGGCAGUUUGCAGAGCUGCUGUCAGACAUCGGCUUCAUUAAGGAGGGAUUGAGGGCCAGGGUUAUUGAACGCUCAUCCUCACAGGGAGCGGAUGGUGUUUUGGAGGCUACUGGGCCUGAGGCCAACCUUAACUCAGAAAACAUCCGUCUGAUGUCUGCAAUGCUGUGCGCAGCUCUCUAUCCAAAUGUGGUGCAGGUUCGCGCUCCGCAGGGGAAUUACAAGAUGACCAGCAAGGGAGCCAUGAAGAUGCAACCGAAAGCCAACGAGCUGCGCUUCAUGACCAAGAGCGACGGCUGCGUCCACAUCCACCCCUCGUCCGUCAACUACACAGUGCGUCAUUACGGCAGCCCCUACCUGGUUUACCACGAGAAGGUGAAGACCAGCCGCGUCUUCAUCAGAGACUGCAGCAUGGUGUCCGUCUACCCGCUGGUGCUGUUCGGAGGCGGUCAGGUCAACGUGGAGCUCCACAAAGGGGAGUUUGUCAUCUCUCUGGAUGACGGCUGGAUCCGGUUCGCAGCAGCGUCGCAUCAGGUGGCUGAGCUGGUGAAGGAGCUGCGCUGGGAGCUGGACCAGCUGCUGGAAGACAAAAUCAGGAACCCGAGCAUGGACCUGUGCAGCUGCCCCCGAGGUUCCCGCAUCAUCCGCAUGAUCGUCCACCUCAUAACCACCCAGUAAGGCCCCGGCUGAGCUCCUCAUGAUCCGUUUACCCUGAAGGGCUAAAACAUGUGGAGCUCUGCUAUUGACUGUAAUUGAAUCUCCAGCUCUAUGCAGAGGAUCAAGUCUUAUUUUUGAUAUCUCGUUUUGUGUAUCAAUUCCAAACUAUUGCUGCACUAAAGCACACGUGCACUUGAUGUCAGAUACACUCUUUAAGUGGUCAUUGUAGGUGGCGAUGGGGUUGUCUGUGUCACAACUUGAGCUUUUUCUCGGGUCCAUAUUGGAUUUAUUUUUUUUUUCUCUAAUUCUGAAGUGACUGCAUGCAAAUGUGUAUUUAUUUGAAAUGCAUGAUUGAUUGAGAUCCAAGAGUUGUUGCAUGGUUUCCAGAUAUUUUCCAAUAUGCUGAAUGUAUUUUUCUGUCGAAAUGAUGUCAAAACUACACUGUAACAACGUGAACGGAAGGGCUAGAGAGACGGGACGUGAUCUACGCUGCCAAAGAAAGCCGUCAUCUUUCAAAUGACAAACCCCAACUUCACAGUGCCCUGCAAAUAAAACUGAAAGUAAUA
Molecule: messenger RNA, 5103 nt
Organism: Xiphophorus hellerii (green swordtail)
Lineage: Eukaryota; Metazoa; Chordata; Actinopteri; Cyprinodontiformes; Poeciliidae
Gene: dhx57
Product: DEAH (Asp-Glu-Ala-Asp/His) box polypeptide 57
Exons: 25
Coding region: 281-4558 (1425 amino acids)
Cellular component (GO): intracellular anatomical structure
Molecular function (GO): helicase activity; ATP binding; metal ion binding
Source: RefSeq, a predicted model, not a curated record